UGAUAUGCUUCAAAUGGUUAAUCGACAGGCUUCAUUUUUUACCGCGCUGUUUUUUAUUUCUCAAAUGUUCCGUGACAUUCCCAGUCAGCACUGUGGAGCCGGCGGUAAUCUAUACUCGAUUUAUCAAAUGAUACUUAAGGGCCACACCUAUAAGACGUUCAAGUUUACACCAGGUGCGCUGGAAUGUAGAGAGGCUUGUCUCGCUGAUGUCAGAUGUCAAAGCUAUAAUGUCGUCAUGUUCAUUGCAAUAUGUGAGUUAAACAACCGGACUAAAGAGGCCAGACCAGAGGACUUUGUCAAGGACAAGGACAGAUAUUACAUGGCGAUAGGUCCAAAAGGAGGAUGUGGGCCUGUUGGUGUGGCAGACACUAAUACAAUUCCAGAUGCAAGAAUGACAGCAAGUAGUUUUUACGAUAGUUAUCGUCAUCCAUACUACGGCAGACUGAACGAAACCAGGGGAUCCGGAGCGUGGUGUCCUAAGACUAAAUCUAAUAGAACAGACUAUCUUCAAGUUGAUAUGGGUGAAGUGCGUUUUCUUUGUGCUGUGGCCACACAAGGAUAUCGGAGAAGCUCUGUAUGGACCACCAGCUACAAACUACAGUUAUCAACAGACGGUGUAACUUGGAACACUUACGAGGAGACAAAUAUUGAAAAGGUGUUCCGAGGAAACUCAGAUCGGAACAGCAUCGUGAAGCAUUUACUUAAAAAUGAAUUCAAAGCCAGAUACGUUCGUUUUUAUCCUUUAAAAUACAAUUCGUGGCCAUGUUUGAGGGUAGAAUUGUUUGAGGUUAAGUAAGGUAUCAAAUAUGUACAAUAUAUCUGUCCAUUAGUUUCUGAUAGUAUUUUAGUUUUUAAUGGCUUCAUAACAAAUAUUAUAUCGCAGCCAAGGGGUUUGAAUUACAUGAUAUUUAACAAUGAUAUACUAGGCUAUCAUAAAUACAUACAGGAGUAUAGUUCAUACAGGAAUGUAAUAAAUAAUUAGAAUUGUAUCAGAAACUUUAAAAAGAUAAAAUAUCACUAAGAUUGAGUAAUACUCGGCAGGCUUGAUCAAACGAAUAUUCACACAGUGUUGUUUGAGAGUCGGCACAUGCUCGGGAUGAAGGACCGCUGAAAACGCUUGCAUUGGUGCUCACGCCAAGGAGGUCGUACUUUCUAAUUCUCCUUAGGUUAUAAUAGUUUACGUGAUUGGCAGGAAAUAAGUGAGAUAGUUUUUGGUCAUUGGAGAUUGCAUCAAACAGUUUAGAACACCGUUUCUCGCGCCGAGACUGCAGUGUCUAAAUCAUAGUUACGCAAGCAUAGACGACUGUAAGAACAAUGUGGUAGGAUGAUACUUAAUGCCCUUUUCUGUACGCGUUCGAUAUCAUUACUUAAAUACUCGGGCAAUGUAUGGCGAAAAACGGGCGAACAGUAUUCCAGGAAAGGUCUUAUAACAGAGGACCAAAACUAACUGAAAACUGUUCGUCUAAUAAAGAAAACAAGUAUAUACACUGGGUCUAGAGUAGGAAAAUAAACAGUAGCAAAUAAACUAUAACAAACUGAUUAAUGGUGUAGUUAUUACCAAGGGCGGAUCAAGGGUUUUUUUUAUGGGAGUGAGCGAACCACGAAGUAAUAACCUCACUGGCGUUUCCUCUGACGAAUGGAUAGACUGAUUCUGGAAAUAUUAGUGCUAACCUACCAUUUUUGCUGAGUUUAAUAUAGAUUCUUUAACCUCGUCUCAUGUUUUACUUCAAAACCAAAACUUACAUAGAUUAUUUUUUUAAUCUUUUUUUUGUUUUUUUUUUUUUUUUGCUCAGUACUAGUUACACAUGAAAACCGCAGGUCCUGUCAGGGAGAGGUGGGUGUGCAACCCCCGCACCCCUCUUCUAGAUCCGCCACUGAUUAGCCCCCUCUCUCUGUAGUUGCGUUAGAAAACAGUUAUACAGAAAAAGUAUUUAAGGUGAAAUAGAAAAGUUAUUGCAUAUCUGUGCUGAAAAGUGUGUUUAUUCACUGUUACUUAUUCAUUUAACAUUUAUGAUUAGCUGCUAUCAGCGUGCGUUUUUCUCCGCAAAAUGUUCAUGGCUUAUGCAAAUUAUAUCAAUAGAUUCAAUGGAAUUGAGAUUCCUGAUGCGUGCACGCCUGAAGGCAAAAAGCAAAGCAGUCAGCCAAUAAGUAAACUGGUAUGUAGGAAAACAAUACAAACUCGUCCAAACAAUUAUGUACCAAUAGAAGCGCGCUAAGACUCAACAAGAACAGCUCACUAUGCUACAUUAAUUAAUAGCGAUCAGUAACUAUUCAGGGUCAUUACCCGAUAAAGAAAAGCAGUAAAGGAGUUAUAGGGUCGCGAUUUAUAGUUGCCUUUUUUAGCUUGAGUUUGCAGAUGAUAGAUACUCUUUAUUAUAAGAAACAUGUUUCAUGUUCAUCUAGUACCAAGGAUCUGUUUUUUCAAACACUGGCUAAUAUUAAUGGUUGAAUCCAGCAACAGACGUAUUCUUACCUUUUUAGUAUUUGAUUUAUGAAAUGAAAAAAA
Molecule: messenger RNA, 2506 nt
Organism: Stylophora pistillata
Lineage: Eukaryota; Metazoa; Cnidaria; Anthozoa; Scleractinia; Pocilloporidae
Source: RefSeq, a predicted model, not a curated record